AUGAACAUUGUUGAUUUCCCUAUUCAGCAUUUGAUAAAAAUCGUCUCCAAUCUACUGGAUUCCAUGUUGAACACAAACAACCAGCUGCCAACAACCCAAAUUACCUACUUUCAUUCAAGAGCUAUACCAAACAUUUCAGUAUUAUCCUAUCUAACAAGAAUUCAUAAAUUUGCUCCAUUCACAAAUGAAGCCCUGCUCUCCAUGCUCAUCUAUUUCGACCGAAUGACCAAAUUAGACGAUGGAUUCACCAUCAACUCGUACAAUAUCCAUAGGCUACUCAUCACAAGCAUCGUAGUUGCCUCCAAAUUCACUUCAGACAUCUUUUACGCAAACAGCAGAUACGCUAAAGUCGGUGGCAUUCCGCUGGUCGAGCUGAAUCAGCUAGAGUUGGAGUUGCUAUUCUUGCUUGAUUUCCAGCUAUUCAUACCUCUGGAAGACAUUCAAUUGUAUGCAGAUCAAUUACUAUCUCACUCCAUGAAAACAUCUGUAGAAUUGACUGAGCCAAUGACCCCAGCAGCAGCAGCAGCAGCAGCAGCAGCAACCAGUACCACUACAGCUUCAAGUACAGCUACUAAACCUAAUCACAUUCAGCAGAAAACAGCAGAUCAAUCUAUUGUUCUACCUCUGACGCCUCCCUACACUGCUUCUAAUGAGCAUCCUCCUCAUAAACGAUCGAAUAGCAGUUCGCAUUAUAAUCCUUACAAGCGGCCCUCCACACUGAAGAAACGUAAAUUAGGACUAGUCUCCCCAAAGGAUAAAUAA
This is a messenger RNA of Mucor velutinosus, 762 nucleotides long. RefSeq names its product tRNA pseudouridine synthase 1. Gene Ontology annotation, biological process: regulation of cyclin-dependent protein serine/threonine kinase activity. Lineage: Eukaryota; Fungi; Mucoromycota; Mucoromycetes; Mucorales; Mucoraceae. The transcript is spliced from 2 exons. The coding region runs from base 1 to 762 and encodes 253 amino acids. The record is from RefSeq and is a predicted model, not a curated record. Gene Ontology annotation, molecular function: protein kinase binding; cyclin-dependent protein serine/threonine kinase regulator activity. Gene Ontology annotation, cellular component: cyclin-dependent protein kinase holoenzyme complex; nucleus.